UCCGGUUGUUGCCGGGCCCUAUAUCCGGUGUCCGCCCGCCCUCGGCUCCGCCGCCGCCGCGAUGCUGUCCCGGUCCCGUUGCGUGUCCCGGGCGUUCAGCCGCUCGCUCUCCGCCUUCCAGAAGGGGAACUGCCCUCUAGGGAGACGUUCCCUGCCUGGGGUCUCCUUAUGCCAGGGACCAGGUUACCCUGAAAACAGGAAGAUUGUCAUUAACAACAGUAGUGUCUUCGGUGUUCGCUUCUUCAGAACUACGGCUGUGUGCAAGGAUGAUUUAGUUACAGUCAAAACCCCAGCGUUUGCAGAAUCUGUCACAGAGGGAGAUGUCAGGUGGGAGAAAGCUGUUGGGGACACAGUUGCAGAAGAUGAAGUGGUUUGUGAGAUUGAAACUGACAAGACAUCCGUGCAGGUUCCAUCACCAGCAAAUGGCGUAAUUGAAGCUCUUUUGGUACCUGAUGGAGGAAAAGUCGAAGGAGGCACUCCUCUUUUCACACUCAGGAAAACUGGUGCUGCUCCUGCUAAGGCCAAGCCAGCUGAAGCUCCUGCUGCCGCAGCCGCAAAAGCAGAGCCUACAGCAGCAGUUCCUCCUCCCUCUGCAGCACCCAUACCCACUCAGAUGCCACCGGUGCCCUCGCCUUCACAACCUGCUUCUAGCAAACCAGUGUCCGCAGUAAAACCCACUGCUGCCCCUCCACUAGCUGAGCCAGGAGCUGGCAAAGGUCUGCGUUCAGAACAUCGGGAGAAAAUGAACAGGAUGCGGCAGCGCAUUGCUCAGCGUCUGAAGGAGGCUCAGAAUACAUGUGCAAUGCUGACCACUUUCAAUGAGAUUGACAUGAGUAACAUCCAAGAUAUGAGGGCUCGGCAUAAAGAUGCUUUUCUGAAGAAGCAUAACCUCAAAUUAGGCUUCAUGUCGGCAUUUGUGAAGGCUUCAGCCUUUGCCUUGCAGGAGCAGCCUGUUGUAAAUGCAGUGAUUGACGAUACAACCAAAGAGGUGGUGUAUAGGGAUUAUAUUGACAUCAGUGUUGCGGUGGCCACCCCACGGGGUCUGGUGGUUCCUGUCAUCAGGAAUGUAGAAUCUAUGAAUUAUGCAGAUAUUGAACGGACCAUCAAUGAACUGGGAGAGAAGGCCCGAAAGAAUGAACUUGCCAUUGAAGAUAUGGACGGCGGUACUUUCACCAUUAGCAAUGGAGGCGUGUUUGGCUCACUCUUUGGAACUCCCAUUAUCAACCCCCCUCAGUCUGCCAUCCUGGGCAUGCAUGCCAUCUUUGACAGGCCAGUGGCCAUUGGAGGCAAGGUGGAAAUCCGGCCCAUGAUGUACGUGGCACUGACUUACGACCACCGGCUGAUUGAUGGCAGAGAGGCCGUGACUUUCCUCCGCAAAAUCAAGGCAGCAGUAGAGGAUCCCAGAGUCCUCCUCCUGGACCUUUAGGAGAAAGCCACAUGCCCUACAAAUCUGUCAUGCAGGAACUGAAAACUGGUCUUCUCCCUGUCCCCUCACGAGUCCCAGGUUAGCCUGGUGACAGGCAGGCACAUGCUGUUGGCCUCAAGCAAGGAAGCAGGGCACUAUCUAACCAGCAGUCGAAGGUCCUUUCUUGGUGUUCCUGCCAGGCUCUCUCCCUCUCUGUACCCGUCUCUCACCUACAAAUAUCUUAUUUCCUUGGGCUUGAGAGAGAGAGCGCCUUAAUGGAUGCUCAUUUUAUUCCUGCCUUUCUUCAAUCAGCACUCUGCAAAGGUGAUUUUGCUUCUCCCCAGUACACUAUAGGGAAACCACCGGGACCAUGUGAUUAUGUUUCCAUCUUUUGAAAGUCUGCUCUCCAGAGACGUCUAGGAGGAUGCUGUGCCUCCCAAGCACACAGCAGCCUCUGUCCUGGCUGUGCACGUUCUCACUUGAUUCCACCUGUGUGGAGGUAUUGAACACAGGUGAAGAGGUGCUGCUUUGCUUCUUAAAACGGCACCUUCAUUCUCAGCUGUCAUUGACUUCAAGAUGCCUCUUCUACCUCUUCCAGGAAGCACAGGCCAGGGGAUUGUUGAGUUGGAGGAGAGGGCAGAGGCCCCCUGAGGUCAUAAGUUAUAAUCAUAGAUGGGGCAGAGCAGGCCUGCCCUCACACUCUCCAUCAUAGGUUCAUGCCAGGAAGGUGUGUUUGGCACAAUCGCACGUUGCUAUAGUGCCAACCCUUUCCAGGCUGCUAAGAACCAUUCUAGCACAUUGUUCUCAUUUAAGCAGAUUCUGGCACAUCAUGGCAGUGGGACCGAGUGUGGGGAGCCUGGUUUAGAGACUGGGGAGGGGAUGCCUCCUCUGGACUGGCUCAGGUUGAUUUGAGCUUUUAAAUUCGGGUUGGUAUAAGCAUAUGGACUGAGGAGGCGGUUCUGUUCCUUCCUGCGUUCUAGCCUGUAGGGAGCAGAGCCUUGGCUCUUCCUCUGCAGGACACUGGUCUAGGGGAGGAUUGACUGUGGUAGGAACCAGCCUCAAGGUGUUAGUACAGUGGUGAAAUGGCUUUAGGUCUCUAAGGUAAUGCCCUUGGUUUGGGGCACAAUCAUUGGAAUUCCAUGGAGGAUGGUUAAAUGCAAGUAUCUUGUCAUGAAAGCUACUGAGAUUCAUGGCUUUGUAACCAACUACAUCCAGGCCCGAGGCUGCUGACACUUGACACUGGGGCCAGUUAGUGUAGAGUGCCCUUUUGUAUCUUGAGCCAAGAAGCAAGGCCUGGGAUGGGGGGAGGGGGAGGGGGAGCAAAUACUGAGUGCCUGCAGCAUCUGCUAUGUCUUCACUAUUCAGAACUUGUAACUAAAAUAUUUAAAGAAACUGAUUUUAAAUGCAAAUUAAAGGGCAAAUGUUCUCAAAUAGGG
Molecule: messenger RNA, 2841 nt
Organism: Microcebus murinus (gray mouse lemur)
Lineage: Eukaryota; Metazoa; Chordata; Mammalia; Primates; Cheirogaleidae
Gene: DLST
Product: dihydrolipoamide S-succinyltransferase
Biological process (GO): tricarboxylic acid cycle
Cellular component (GO): oxoglutarate dehydrogenase complex; mitochondrion
Molecular function (GO): dihydrolipoyllysine-residue succinyltransferase activity
Source: RefSeq, a predicted model, not a curated record